Messenger RNA from Exophiala spinifera, 2142 nucleotides. RefSeq lists its product as uncharacterized. The record is from RefSeq and is a predicted model, not a curated record. Lineage: Eukaryota; Fungi; Ascomycota; Eurotiomycetes; Chaetothyriales; Herpotrichiellaceae. Bases 1 to 2142 code for a protein of 713 amino acids. The transcript is spliced from 5 exons. Gene Ontology annotation, molecular function: FAD binding; monooxygenase activity; lyase activity.
AUGGUUGCCUUCACUAUUCAAACAAAUGGCGUCACCAAUGGCGUAACACCUAAUGGGAACAGCACACAUUCUUCUCAUGGUCUUGACGUAUUGAUCGUUGGUGCUGGGAUCGCCGGUCUAACGGCCGCAAUAGGCCUCAGAAAACAAGGGCAUCAUGUUCAGGUGUUUGAACAAAGUCGAUUCGCUACGGAAACAGGGGCGGCCGUUCACAUCGCUCCAAAUGCCAAUGGAAUACUGAAGAGACUGGGACUCCACGCGGAAGAUAUCGAAGCGAAUAAAAUGGAGAGAUUCACGGAGUACACAUCAUCCGGCCAUGAACUGCGGUCAAUUGACCUAGUUGAGCCAAAUAAGCUGUGGCAGCAUGACUGGCGCCUGGCACACCGUAUAAGACUCCACGAAGUUCUGAAAAAACUGGCAACCAGCAAAGACGAGCAAGGACCGCCCGCGGUACUCCACCUCAACAGUGGCGUGGCCGAGGUUGAUCCACGAGAAGCAAGUUUAAUAUUAACGAACGGAGAUGUUGUUCGGGGUGACGUCGUUCUCGGCGCCGAUGGCGUCCAUUCAGUCUGUCGUCGAAAAGUUGGCGGUGAGCUUGUUAAGCCUUUCAGUUCGGGCAAAAGUGCUUUUCGGUUUUUGAUCAAUCGGAGAGCUGCAUUGGAGGACCCAAUCACCCAAGGACUUUUCCGCUCUGCUGGCGAACUCGUCACCUGGUAUGGGACCGACCGGCGUGUGGUCAUGUAUCCUACCUCGAACAACAGCCUUCUCAAUUUCGUCUGUAUACACCCGGAACAAGAGUCGGAGGCGGGAGAAGACUGGACCAAUGACUCGAACAAGGAUGCACUCCUGCGGGUUUUCAAGGACUUCGAUCCAAAGUGUCUCGCACUGCUGAGCAAGGCGGACCCCGACUCGCUGAAAUCAUGGAAGCUUCUUGACAUGCCAGUCCUUGACACGUGGGUCAAUGACCGACUCGCGCUGCUGGGCGACGCAGCACACCCGUUUCUGCCUCACCAAGGGCAGGGCGCGGGGGUGGCCAUGGAGGACGCCGCAGCUCUGAGUGUGGUGCUGGAAAAGGGACUCAAGCCGGAAGAAGUCCCGGCUCGCCUCAAGCUUUAUGAGACAAUCCGAUACGAGAGAGCGAACAGGAUCCAGGAAUACUCGCGGCAGGUGGGGAAAGACAUCCAGAAGGACUCCAAAAUAAACAUGAUAGAGUACUCGAACUACAACUUCGGGCAUGAUGAGUUUGACAAUUCUACACAGAGACUUCGGGAGUGGAAAUGGGCGCAGACUCCACAAAUCUACUGGCGCAUGCCGGUCGCGUUCGGUCCAAUGCCAGGCCCACGGCAAUCCCAUGCUGGCGUUGUCCGUGAUGCCGUCGAGUCGACAUUUACCACCGCGUCGAUCAAGUUCAAGACUUCCCGGACGGUUCUCCAGAAUCUGUUUCCUCCGGGGGUCAAUGGCUAUCGAUUCAAGUCCCCUGGCACGGUGGCUUAUUGCUCCUUCAGCUGUACGACGCUGAACAAGAUGCAGUGGCUCGGCGGAACCGGAUAUAACCACAUUGGCCUCUACAUCCAUGGAGUUGAAUACGUGAAGCCAGAUGGCGAGGUGAUCAGCGGAACCUACAUGCCCAUCCUCUUCGAAUCUCUCACGGAUCCCAUCGUCUCCGGUCGCGAGGAGCUCGGCAUGCCGAAGCUCUAUUCCGCGAUCGAUAUCUACCGGGGCGCAGAGUCGUAUCGAAUCAAGACCAGCUGGCAAGGCUCCCUGUGGGGAAAUUUCAGACUUGACGGCUUACAGCCCGACGACGACCUCGCAGCUGCCACGGGCAAGGUCAGCGGAGAAGAUGACGACGGCAUCCUGGUGUACCGAUACAUGCCGAAGGUGGGGCGAGACUUCAAAGGCCAAAGCGAAGCUGAGUAUCCUGUCUUUGUGCCUUUCGCGGAAGAGAGGCCUCAGCCCGUCACGCGAAGGGUCUGGAAGGCGUCCGCGGCAAGCAUCAACAUUGAUGCUCUGGAUUGGGAUGCAUUGCCGACUUUGCACCAUGUCAUCUCCAGGCUGGAGGAAAUCCCUGUUUAUGAAAUCGUGCAGGCCAAAGUUGUGGAAGGUGUGGGAGUACCUGAUGUCGCGGUAGCGAGGAGGAUUGUUUGA